AUGGUGCGCAUGGUGGAUGUCGAUAACGAUGGUAAGACGGAUAUGGUCCUGUUUCAUUCGGACGGCUUGGCAAAGGUCUGGAAGAACAUCGAUCAAGGGCGCAAGUUCAAGCCGCUAGAUGCAAAAUGGACCACUAGCUUUCAUCAGCCUCCCCAGAACGUUCAGUUCCGCCAUAUGGAUGGUGAUGGCGACGCCGACUAUGUCAUUCUCUACGAAGAAGGGGCAGUGGACUGGGUCUGCAACACACAACACAACGGUAAAGAUGAUAAGAAACGGAAUUGGGAGAAGGCCGUAGCUAUUGCACCUGGCCCAGCCAGCAAACCCAAUAAUCGCGCUCAGACUUUUCACUUGGAUGGGGAUGACAUGGCGGGUGAGUCUCGAUCAUUCCCCCAGAUAACGAAGCUCUUCCUCCUGGAUGAGUACAAGAAUCAGCUGCCCGACAAGAGUAAGUCCGGCUUCAAUCAGAUUCACUGCAGCUUCCUCGGCAUGCUCUGUAAGCUAGUCCUAAGGAACCCCCUGCGGAGACCGGGUGCAAAGGAAGCCAGCGAGAUUCCCAUCCAGCAUACCAUGCAGCGCCAGGGCCGGAAGGGCCACUGGAAUGACGUUCUGUUUCUCGAACGCCUAAUCAACCACUACAAGGAAAAUGUAACUCCCCUUCCCUCCUCACCCGUUCUACAUCUCUCUAGUGCGACUGUAUGCUAG
Messenger RNA from Aspergillus bombycis, 702 nucleotides. RefSeq names its product FG-GAP repeat domain-containing protein. The record is from RefSeq and is a predicted model, not a curated record. The coding region runs from base 1 to 702 and encodes 233 amino acids. The transcript is spliced from 2 exons. NCBI's taxonomy places the organism in Eukaryota, Fungi, Ascomycota, Eurotiomycetes, Eurotiales, Aspergillaceae.